AUGGCCAGCCCAUCGUUCGCACAAUCAUCUCAUCUAAAGGUUCAUAUCCGCACUCACACUGGCGAAAGGCCAUACCAGUGUAAAGUAUGUGACAAGUCAUCUAACCUAAAGAUUCAUAUCCGCACUCACACCGGCGAAAAGCCAUACCAGUGCAAAGUCUGUGACAAAGCGUUCAACCAAUCAGGCAAUCUGGCACUUCAUUCGAAAAUUCACAAUAAGGACCUACAGCAUCAGUGUCCACAUUGUUCGUCAAAAUGUCAAUAA
Molecule: messenger RNA, 264 nt
Organism: Anopheles cruzii
Lineage: Eukaryota; Metazoa; Arthropoda; Insecta; Diptera; Culicidae
Product: zinc finger protein 239-like
Exons: 4
Coding region: 1-264 (87 amino acids)
Biological process (GO): regulation of transcription by RNA polymerase II
Molecular function (GO): DNA-binding transcription factor activity, RNA polymerase II-specific; RNA polymerase II cis-regulatory region sequence-specific DNA binding
Source: RefSeq, a predicted model, not a curated record